Cladocopium goreaui is the source of this 3300-nucleotide messenger RNA. The record is from the annotation of a GenBank genome assembly. Lineage: Eukaryota; Dinophyceae; Suessiales; Symbiodiniaceae.
AUGGAAGUCCCGCGUCUCCUGACAAUGGACAACACGCAGCUCCGUGCUAUUUUGCAGCGGGCUAUCCGCAUUGAAAUCUUCGAUAGGUCUCGACCUGAACGACCCGUGCCAGAUGAUGACAUGCAAUGGUCAUUAGAUCUAGGAGUUGCAGUUGCUGCCUUUAUUCGUUCUGACUGUACUUGGUACCAGGCUGGAAUGAUCUCCAGCCGAAUUUGUGCCGAUAACUCAUAUCAGGUUGCUAUGGCAUUAUCCUGGCGCUUAGUAAGAUACAUCCUCACGGACUUGUCCCUUCUAAGACCGGAGAAGGAAAGCCUGUCUAUUUUACGGAACAACAUGUGUCCAUCAUUGUGGCGGAGCCGCGAAUCCUUAUUGUUCGUAUUGCAUCACCAAUUUUACAUUGUAUUGUUAUUGCUGCACACGCACCUCAUUCUGGCUACUCUGACGCUGAGAUCCAGACUUGGUGGGAAGAGCUUGGAACUCGUAUCCCGACCAAAUACAAUGAAUGGUCCCGAGUUCUUCUUUGUGACGCCAAUGCACGACUCGGUAGUGUUUCAACUACCCAUGUUGGAGAUUUCCAAGCCGAAGUUGAACAUCGCCACUCGGAAUAUUUUCGAUUAUUUCUGCAGCAGCAAGGUAUUUGGCUACCCUCAACAUUUAGCCAAUGCCAAGUUGGCCCGGGAGGAACCUGGCAACACUCUAACGGGGAUUGGAAACGCGGCGAUUAUGUCGGCCUUCCUGUCCAAUGGUGUUAUGCUUCAAGCACCGCCUGAGCAGCUAGAGGCACUUGAGGAGCAAUGGCUAUUCUUUGAUCUCUUCUUGAAGAUCUAUACGUGGCAGGCUGAACCAUUGGCCUAUAAAGGGGGUAUCAUGGCCGUUAUUCCUAAGAGGCUUUGUGCCACUACUGCCAAGCACUUCCGUGGGAUUAUGCUCCUACCAUCAGUAGCCAAACGACUCCAUGCGCUGCUGAGAACCUCCACUGUCAGCCUUAUUGAGCGUGUUACACCGGCUGGACAAAUUGGUGGUUUCCAACACCAGCAAGUUGGCUUUGCUUCACAAGCACUGCGCACCUUCUGCCGUAUUAUGCAGAUUAAUGGAUGCAGCACAGGGGUCCUCUUUAUUGACCUCUCCAAUGCCUUCCACCGUCUGGUGCGUGAGCUUGUUUGUGGCGUUAGCGCACACUCUGAUAUUCAAGCUGUAUUAGAAGUGAUUGAAAAUGGCAAUGGAACCACCGAGGGCCUUAGAGCGUGGCUGAAAUUGCCUGGACUCCUCGAACGGAUUGGGGCUUCGCCACUUCUGGUGCAGCUUCUACGGGAUGUGCAUACCAAUACAUGGCAUACUAUUGCUGCGCUACCUGGUAUUACACGCACUCGUCGUGGCACACGACCUGGGAGCCCCCUUGCUGAUAUUGUUUUCCAUGUUUUGAUGAUGGACAUUGUCAUUGAGAUCAACACAUGGAUUGAGCGCCAAACUAGCUAUCAAGCACUUCUUAAGAGAUUUGAUGUUCAGUUUGACACUAUAGUGUGGAGUGACGAUCUUGCGAUUCCCUGGUGCACAAAUAUGGCCGAUGAGCUAGUCCCAGCUAUUUGUGAACUUCUCCGCACUGUUGAUCGGAUUUUCACCCGACGGGGAUUUGACCUCAAUAUGGAUAAGGGCAAGACGGGUGUGGUGCUCACCUUCCAUGGUGCAGGUUCACCUGACCUACGCAGGAAAUUUUUGCUUACAGAACCGAGUGGCUUUCAUUGCUUGCUGGACCAUGAUAGGCAGACCUGGGUGCAUGCAUCUGCCUCCUACCGCCAUCUUGGUACCCAAUUUGCUAGUAAGCUUGAUUUUGCUGAAGAACUUCGCUUUCGCUGUGGACAGGCUGCAACUGCUUUUGGCGCUAUGCGUAAGCAAGUGUUCUGUAACAGACAUAUUCCUGUGGCUACACGUUUGAAGCUCUUCCAUGCCUUGGAUCAUUGGUUUGACUACCUGGCAACCUGGCCACAUGAAUUGGAUGAUUGGUUUGCAGAUGGAUUCCUACAAUGGGGCCAAACACAUUUGCAGGACUUGAUUGCUGAAUUUGUUGAUGGAGAAGCUGAGAGAAUUGCGGAUGAGGCCUUUUAUGAGAUCACCAAAGACAUGCCGAGAUGUCAGAUGCGUGACCGUGUCACAUUCCUUAACCAUGGCAUUGCCCGAGCAGAAUCUGAGCUUGCCGCUGAUGUUCAACAUCGGCCGCCAUAUAAUGCAGCUGCGGUAGCUCGAGCAAAAGCACGUAAGGAUGACCCAGACACUAUUUUUACGACCUAUCGACAACAAACAGAUUGGCAUAAUGAGGUGCGCAAGAUUAAGUGGGAUACGCUCCCAAAAGAUGCUGCAACACCCAUGACUGACGGGAUCCUUGCCAAACCGAUUUUCUUGAUCGUUCACCUCUUCAGUGGAAGGAGGCGUCCCCAAGAUGUUCACUGGCACAUUGCCAAAUUGGCAGCGGAACGAGGUAUUGAGGUUGCUGUCCUCUCCAUGGACACUGCGGUGUCUCCUUAUUAUGGGGACUUAACGGCCUCUUCAGUUUCAUGGCAGCAGCUUGCGCACCUAUACGAACAAGGUUUUAUUGCUGCAACAGUGUGUGGUGCCCCAUGUGAGACCUUUUCGGCCGCCAGACAUGUUCCACCCCCAGAUGAUUUACCGGACAAAGAGAAGCUAAGAUGGCCAAGGCCUUUGCGAACAUUUGCCCGGCUGUUUGGCCUUGAUGGCCUUCGACCCAAGGAACUACGUCAAUGCCGCCAAGGUAGUGCAUUUAUGUUUCAAGCCUUUAUGGCUUGUACAUGGCACCUUGUACUGGGAGGACUUUUCCUCAGCGAGCACCCGGCCCCUCCGGAUGAUACCGAUAAAGCCUCUGUUUGGACCAGUGCCUACAUUCAACUCCUUAAGAACCAUCCUGAUAUUGCCCUGAGAAUCUUUGACCAAUGGAGAUGGGGAGCGUCUGUGCGGAAGCCUACCGGGCUCCUCAGUCUGCGCUUACCACACCUAGCGCGUGCAAUGUUUGCAUGUGCCGAUAAGGGAGCCAAAUAUCCCCAUGAAGUAGCCAUUGGAAAGGACAAGCAUGACAAAACCGCGGUUUGUAAAGAAUAUCCGCCGCUUUUUGCUGCUGGAAUGGCCAAGGCUAUUGUCGAUCAGCUCUGUACAGAUAAACGACAAUUUGCUGGCCACCGCUUUGUUUCUUUGGACCUUGCUGCCUUGAGAACUUGGGUCUGUGAAGCACUUGAGGCUAGCUCACAGAUGUUUGAGCAUAGCACCCAUUUGCCAGACUAUCAAGGAGUCUAA